Messenger RNA from Gasterosteus aculeatus aculeatus (three-spined stickleback), 3381 nucleotides. RefSeq names its product relaxin family peptide receptor 2a (gene rxfp2a). Gene Ontology annotation, cellular component: plasma membrane. Gene Ontology annotation, molecular function: protein binding; G protein-coupled peptide receptor activity. The record is from RefSeq and is a predicted model, not a curated record. Lineage: Eukaryota; Metazoa; Chordata; Actinopteri; Perciformes; Gasterosteidae. Gene Ontology annotation, biological process: activation of adenylate cyclase activity; adenylate cyclase-activating G protein-coupled receptor signaling pathway; hormone-mediated signaling pathway.
GUCGCUCUCUGCAUUGAGCUCCGGAGAGACAGCAUGGAGAGGACGUCUCUGCUCGCGCGCACCGCCUCGCCACUUCUCAACAUUCCUCCAAUGGCUUAGCUCACCUUCCCUUUUUUUAAAUUCUUUUUUUUAUUCCUUCUCCGAUUUUUUUUUAUAAAUGUCGGACACGUUCUAACAUUUUGGACAAAAACUAAAAGAACUCGGCUGACUUUUCACUUUUGUUUUCACGCGUCGUUAAUCGGCCUGAAGCUUUUCGCAGCCUGAGCGACAUGAGCGCAGGAAAACUUCUGCGCCUCGGGAUGGAAGUACCUGUCCUGUUUUUGCUCAUCCACCUGACCCGCACUGAGAUCACAGCGCUGCUGGCGAGCCGGCUGGAAGUACACGCUGGAUGUCCCCUCGGCCAGUUCCCCUGUGGGAACAUAAGUGAGUGUCUCCCUCAGGCUCUGCAGUGUAACGGGCACAGAGACUGUCCCAACGGAGCUGACGAGCGGCGCUGUGGGGACAACAUCGGGUGGGCCGACUUAAUUGGCCAAACACUGCAGGAUGCCAAUGACGUGGACAAUUACUUCCGGGAUGAGUGUUUCUUGCAGGAGUAUCCAGAGAGUUGUGACUGCAUUCAGACGGAUGUGGAGUGUGUGGCGGUCAACCUACAGGCUGUUCCACUUCUCUCUACAAACGUUACCUCUCUGUCGCUGAGGAGCAACGAGAUCCGAGUGUUGUCGGACUGCGUUUUCUCCGAGUAUUCUUACCUCGAGAAACUGUUUCUGCAGAACAACAGCCUACAGUUCAUAUCCAAACAUGCUUUCAGCGGCCUGCACAGUUUAAAGAAGUUGUUUCUCAGUGAGAACUUGAUAUCUUCCCUCAGUCCUGGUGUCUUCAAGAAUCUUCAUCAGUUAGUCUGGCUGAUUUUGGAUCAUAACCCGUUAAGCAACCUGUCGCAGGACGCUUUCAUCGGGCUCCAGUCGCUCAUGUACCUAUCCAUGGUGGGCACUGCACUGCAGCAGCUUCCACACCAGAGCUUCUGUCAACACAUGCCCGCCCUGGACUGGCUGGAUCUUGAGGGAAACCAGAUUCAAACUCUCAACUACUCGAUCUUGAAGACCUGCAGCAAGCUUGAAGUUCUAUUACUGAUGGACAACAGGAUCAGAAGUAUUCCAGAAAACACGUUCCAGUCUCUGUGGAAACUGGCUGAACUGAAUCUGUCCAGCAACAGGAUAAGAGAGCUGCCUAAAAACACCUUUAAGAGCCUCUCCAAGUCCCUCCUUAAACUAAAUAUUUCCCACAAUCCCCUUCUCCGGAUUCACCACAGCCACUUCAACCACCUGUCACAUCUUCAGUCUCUGGCGCUGGAGGGGAUAGAGAUCUCAGACAUCCAGACAAAGAUGUUCCUGCCUAUGAAGAACCUCUCCCACAUCUACUUUGAGACGUUCCAGUACUGCUCCUAUGCGCCUCACGUCAGGUCCUGCAAGCCCAACACAGAUGGCAUCUCUUCCUUUGAAGACCUGCUGGCUAACAUGGUGCUGCGGGUGUCUGUCUGGGUCAUGGCCUUCAUUACCUGCUUUGGUAACCUAUUCGUCAUCGGCAUGAGGUCGCUGAUACGAGCGGAGAACAACCUGCAUGCCGCCUGCAUCAAGGUCCUCUGCUGCGCAGACUGCCUCAUGGGCGUGUACCUAUUCUUCGUCGGUGUGUUUGAUAUCAAAUUCCGCGGGCAGUACAAUCGCAACGCGCUGCUCUGGAUGGAAAGCAUUGAGUGUCGGACCAUUGGAUUCCUCGCCAUGCUCUCCUCAGAGGUGUCUGUCCUCCUCCUGACCUACCUGACUCUGGAGAAGUUCCUGGUCAUCGUUUUCCCCUUCAGCAACCUGCGCCCGAGCAAACUCCAAACUGUGGUGGUUCUGGCGUCCAUCUGGCUACUGGGGUUCAUUAUAGCUGCGGUGCCACUGAUGAAUGAGGAUUUGUUUGGAAACUACUAUGGACGUAAUGGGGUCUGCUUUCCCCUGCACUCUGACAGGCAAGAAAAACCUACCGCCAAAGGAUAUUCAACUGGGAUUUUUCUGGGUCUAAACCUGGUGGCAUUCCUGGUUAUUGCCGUCUCCUACUCCAGCAUGUUCUACUCCAUCUAUAAAACUGGUAUCAAUGCCACAGAUCUGAGGAGCAGACUGCACAGAGAUGUGGCUGUUGCCAACAGAUUCUUCUUCAUAGUGUUCUCUGAUGCCCUCUGCUGGAUUCCCAUAUUUUUGGUGAAGACCCUCUCACUAUUGGAUGUGGAGAUACCGGGCACCAUCUCUAGCUGGAUGGUCGUCUUCAUCCUACCCAUCAACAGCGCUUUGAACCCCAUCCUUUACACCUUGACCACCAGCUUCUUCAGAGAGCAGGUGGAAGUCUUACUCUGUCGUUGGCAGAGGAGACACAUUCUGAAAAAAGACCGCAAAAGCCUCACCUCCUCCACGAUCUUCAUGGAGACGCCACGUCCUCCCUGUUACCAGCCACCAGCCUACGUCCAGAAGUCAGCACACGCCGGCGCAGAUCCCCGCUACGCCUGAACCGAGGCCGGGACCUUUCCUGGCGCUUUGUAAACCUGCCUGUCAACGGGCCUCUUGCCGGUUCUGACUUCACGCUGCUACGGGGAAGUUGCACUGCUUCAAUCAAGCUGACUUUCCAGUAGAACAAGAUUAUCAAUCACAGGCUCUGGCGUGGUCCAUAUUUGUAAAAAAAAAAAAAAAAAAUAGAAAAAGAAGAAGAAGAUAUAUACGGACGGGGACAGCCCUUUGGGGUUCAGUGAAGAUAGGAAUAACAAAGAAGCUGAUGAACACUAGCAGAUACUGUACAUUUCCACCCCGAGGAGCAUCACAACGGACUUUUGAGAGAGAGAAAACGAGAGAGGGGGAGAGCGAGAGAGAGGCACAGCCAAAUAUCUCCCUCAUCUCAGAGACAAUAUUUUCUACAAAGUGAAUUAUGGGUCAAAGUUCACUGAAUCACUGAGAAAUACUUCUUUUAACUGAGGAAUAUCUUCAAGGACAAAUGGUUUCAGUCUAAACUAAAAACAAGAGGCAAAAGUCUGGGAUUUCAUAAACUCACACAUGGUUUAUGGAAUUAUACUAUUGUCAAAAUACAAAUAAAACAUUAAUUAAUGGUCACAUAAUGAUGAUGUAGUUCAGCGGGCAUCUUUUUUCUUUCAUCUGCCAGUUGAAAUGUAGCAGGUUAAGAUUAGAGUUGGUUGAACAAUCGAAGGUAUUGUAAGGUUAUGCGAUUAAAAUAUUCCAUGACAUUUUCUGCUUCUUCUCUGUCUAUCUUUUUUAACUUUCUGUUGAAAUCUAUUGCACCUUUAUUGCCUGAUUUUACAGUGCUGCAUGAAAAAAUGUUAAAUAAAUCCCACAAAUUAUA